GUGACAUGGAACUAAUGAGGGAGUCUGCUGCUCAUUGGAUCAUGAUGCAUGAACAUCCAUUUACCAUUUUGGAGGAAGUAGGAUUUAACCUCAUGAUGAAAAGUGGAAUGCCCGAGUGGAAAAAUAUUAGUAGAAACACAAGCAAAUCAGAUUGUUUAAAGGUUUAUGAGAUUGAAAAGAAGAAGUUGAAGAACAAUCUUAAAUGUGUUAGUAAAGUAAGUUUGACAAUAGAUUGUUGGAAAUCAAAAAAUCAGAAGAUUGAGUAUAUGGUUGUUACUGGGCACUGGAUUGAUUUUUCUUAGAGGUUGCAGAAGAGAGUUUUAAGUUUCAUUAACAUUCCACCACCGAUGGGAGAUAUUCAGAUUUCUGAUGCUAUAUUUAGAUGCAUGAAAGAGUGGGGCAUUGAAAAAAAAGUUUUUACAAUUACAGUUGAUAAUGCUUCAAGUAAUGAUUCUGCUAUUCGGUACAUGAAGGAUAUACUUCAAAGGUCAAUAAGUUUGGUAUGUGGGGGACGUUUAUUUCAUGUUCGUUGUUGUGCGCACAUUUUGAACUUGUGUGUUCAAUAUGGAUUAGAUGAGAUUCAACACGCCAUUAGUGAUGUUAGAGAUAGUGUGGAAUAUGUGAACCGGUCGGAGGCCAGGCGUAUACAAUUUGCAGACUGUGUGCAACAAUUGCAAUUGAAAGAUAGGAAAUUGAUUUGUGAUUGUAAAACUAGAUGGAAUUUGACUUUUGAGAUGUUAAGUUGUGCACUCAAGUUCAAAGAAGCUUUUAAGAUGCUAAAAGAUCGUGAUCCAUUCUUUGACCGCUGUCCAUUGGAAGAUGAUUGGGAUAAAGUUGCCAAACUUUGCUCAAUUUUAGAGACUUUCUGGACAGCUACUCACAUUAUUUCAGGUUGUGAGUACCCUACUUCAAAUUUGUUUCUUCAUGAAGUUCAAAAAAUCAAAUCAGCAUUGGAUAGUCAUGUAGAUGAUGAAGAUUCCUUUAUUAGGAAUUUGGUUAGGAGAAUGAAGAUGAAGUUUGAUAAAUAUUUGGGAGAGUGUAAUUUGUUGAUGGCUAUAGCUGUUGUCUUUGAUCCAACAAAGAAAAUGCUUGGAGUUGAAUUUUGUUUCUCUAGACUUUAUUCUAAUGAUGAAGCUAAGGAGAAUAUAGCAAAAGUGAAGGAGAUCAUCAAUAUUCUUUAUGAAGAGUAUGUUGUUGAAUCAAUGAACAAAAACAAUUAUGAAAAUCCAGGUUCUUCUAACACUUUUGGAAGUCAAGUUAGCCAUCAAAGUUCUAUAUAUACUUGGGAUGAAUUUGAUGCAUAUUGUGCACAAGUUGAAGCUUCAAAGCCUAAAAGAUCGGAGCUAGUAGACUAUCUAGAAAGUCGACGUCUUAAGACAAAUGAGGUUCCUAGCAACUUUUCUUGUUUAGACUGGUGGAAGAUGAAUAGAAUGCAUUAUCCAAUAUUGUCAAAAAUGGCAGCAGAUAUUUUAGCUAUACCUCUUAGCACCGUGGCUUCAGAAGCAACGUUUAGCGCUGGGGCAAGGAUAAUUGAUUCUUAUCAUGCAUCAUUGUUGCCUGAAACGGCACAAGCUUUACUUUGUGGUAGUGAUUGGCUUCGACAUAUACACGGAGUUACUAAAACUAAAAAAGAGAAAUCAUACUAAAAAAUUUUUCUUCCGAUAUCCAAUUCAUGAAA
Ipomoea nil (Japanese morning glory) is the source of this 1678-nucleotide messenger RNA. RefSeq names its product zinc finger BED domain-containing protein RICESLEEPER 2-like. The coding region runs from base 348 to 1646 and encodes 432 amino acids. NCBI's taxonomy places the organism in Eukaryota, Viridiplantae, Streptophyta, Magnoliopsida, Solanales, Convolvulaceae. Gene Ontology annotation, molecular function: protein dimerization activity; DNA binding. The transcript is spliced from 3 exons. The record is from RefSeq and is a predicted model, not a curated record.